AAGAAAUCCAAGGGUAAGCUCUUCCAGUGCACAGGCUAUCCGGGCUGCUCUAUGAUCUUCACGCGGUCCGAACAUUUGGCCAGACACAUCCGCAAACACACGGGCGAAAGACCCUUCCAGUGCGACUUCUGCUUCAAAAAGUUCUCCCGCUUGGACAACUUGCGCCAGCACAAGCAGACCGUCCACCAGUUCCAGAUGUCCAACGGCGCAAGCAACACCGUCCCCGGAGGCCACCGUGCGGCCGAAACCGGCGGCAGUGGUACCCCGACAAACAGCAACAGUGGCACCCCGCUCACAAACUCAAUGUUGCCGCCACCAAGAAGAAACAGCUUGCUACAAAGCAGGGGAUACUCGGAGUUCAGACCCACUUCUUCAAACAAACCUGUCCCCAUCAUCAUAGAAAACGCAGACUCCUCGGCUCCAGGUUCUUCUUCUUCUUCUUCGGUCUCUUCAGCUAAAAACAAUUCAAACUUUUCUGGAAAAAUCCUCAAUCACCACCACAGAGGCAACAACGCAAUCAUUACCCCAAGCACAGGAACGGGUAAGUCCGGCGCAAAGGAUGGCCAUUUGAAGUCACAAUCCCACAGUGCUCGUGCAGGAUUGCAGUUUCCUGUCGGUAGAAUCAAGAGAUAUUUGAAGAGAACCGCCCAAAACAAGAUCAGAGUCGGUUCGAAGAGUGCUAUCUACCUAGCAGCAGUGCUAGAGUACUUGACUGCAGAAGUACUAGAAUUGGCAGGUAACGCUGCAAAGGACCUUAAGGUCAAGAGAAUAACACCAAGACAUCUUCAAUUGGCAAUCAGAGGUGACGAAGAAUUGGAUACCCUGAUUAAGGCCACCAUCGCCUAUGGUGGUGUCUUGCCACAUAUAAACAAGGCUUUGCUAUUGAAGGUCGAGAAGGGCAAAAACAGG
Pichia membranifaciens NRRL Y-2026 is the source of this 909-nucleotide messenger RNA. RefSeq lists its product as hypothetical. Gene Ontology annotation, molecular function: protein heterodimerization activity; structural constituent of chromatin; DNA binding. NCBI's taxonomy places the organism in Eukaryota, Fungi, Ascomycota, Pichiomycetes, Pichiales, Pichiaceae. The annotation marks the transcript as partial. The record is from RefSeq and is a predicted model, not a curated record. Gene Ontology annotation, cellular component: nucleosome. The transcript has 3 exons.